AGCCAUCAGGAAGUGAUCAGAGACAGUAGAGCGAUCCACUGAGGAAUGGUUCAAGGUGGUGCUUGUCUUCUUGAUUCGGAGAUGCUGCACUCGCGAAGGUGUGCAGCUAAAGGUGUUGAGGCAUCGAUUUGCAUUGAGUCAGACUUUCGCUUUCAUCAAUAAGAACACCUCCACGCUAAUUUUUUACUGGUUUAAGGGAAGGUUUCUGACUCACGACUUUCUCUUAUAUGAUAAAUCGCAAUCCUGCCCUUUUUUUGGUGAAAGUUUAGAGUCGUUCGCCCACCCCUUCUCCCUGUGGUAGAAGUUCAAGUUAGCAACCGGGACCCCAACGGCCUCGCUGUGCAGAUGCUAUGUUGUACAGGCUAAUUGUGCGGAACAUGUUCUGUGGGAGUUAAGUAACUAGUAUUGUCUUAAGAUACUUGUACAGCUAGGUCCAGAUGGCUAGUAGUUUCCUCGUCCUUCUCUCCAGACUCACGGAAGCAUCGCAGAAGAUUAGUUUACGAAUACUAAUGUUAGAGAAUAAAGUUUGAAGGUUGUUCUUUGUAGUUCCUGGCUAUACGUAGCUAGAUUCUACGUUCUAAGAAGCACUAACUUGAUGUGCUUGUAGUUCGCAUAGUCCCAGAAUCAAUCAUGAGGCCAUCAGCCGCUGCACGUCUUGCUGGAAGACUUUCCAGAGGCUGGACCACUCAUCCACGGCUAAUACAACAAGGGACCACACGUCGCUUUGCGUCGGAGCAAAAUGUGGACAAGCAAGCUGCUCCUUCUGCAGUAAGCACUAGCACUCGCCUGCUUGCUAGAAGAAUCGGACACGAGGUCCCUGGUGCGUGGACGAACCGACGGUUAGUGAGCGCAUCUUCAAGCAAUCGUGGUUUCUCAGGAUCUGGACAGGGAAGCAGCAAGAAUGUCACAGUCACGGAUUCUACAGUAGCUGCCUCUCUUGGUACCAAAACUACAGAUACCGCAACUUCUGGUGUUGUACCACCACCGGCUCCAGCACCAGUACAACCACUGCCAGCACCAGCUGUUGACAUAGUGACCUCCAGCACUUCCUCAGGUUCAACACCGAGUCGUUGGUCACGACUUUUAGGAAGAAUCUCUCCAUUCAGACGUGGAGGGGGUGAGAAGAGCAAAGCUUCCGAGUUGCAGGCAGGAGCUAGUCUUAGUGGAAAUGCUGCUAAUGCUGGUUCUUCAAACACCUCAGCAUCAGCUGUGGCAGCAGGAUCAGAGACGACUGCAAGUGCUAGUGCCUCAGCAGGAACAGCAGCUGCAGCUGGUGCAUUACAGCCACAACAGCAAGUAAAAGUCCUUCUAGAGCAACCACCCGCACCAACACGGACUCUGCUGUCUAUCGUUCGCGAUGUAUUGGUUUUUACACUGAUUCUUGGAUGCGUUUUCAAGCUCGUCGGCUACUAUCUCGAGACGCAGAGGCUGCUGGCAUUGGAAAAUUAUGAUGAGGUGGACACAGACCUCCUUGACAUUGACAUUCAAUGUUGUUGUUGAUCAAAAGAAUAGUUGGAUGCAUGAUAACGAUACCCGAACCAGAAUAGAAUUACAUUGGAUCAUCUCGCUGCUCAACAUGCGCGUAGAAGUUGUAUCUAUAGAUUUAUAAUUGAGUUGUCUUGUUUCUUUCAGUCCACCUCUGCGUACCACGUACCUUCUAUUUCUAGUCGUAAUCCACUCAGCAUCUGCUCUAAUCCACACGUCGACUGGAGAAACUUCGAAAGAAAUUUUUGAAAACCGUAAUCGGCAGCAGUCCUGAGUACCCAAUCGACCUCAACGCUGUAGAGCGUGCGGAGGAGCUCGUAGCUUUCACCUGGUUGCCUGGUGAUGCUUUUAACGCUGCUUCUAAUUUCUUUGUUAAGGCUGAUGAUAAUUCUAACGCAUGGGCAUAUCUUCCACAAUCCACAGAUUAUCAUCUCUUCAAAGGUGGUUCCUAACAGGUAACCCCAAGAAGGUUCCCAAGAGGAACCCCGAGAAGGAGAAGAUAAACUCAGAAUAUGCAAUAUUGCUAGCACUAAUUUUGGUCCAGGAGGUAAUGGCGCAGCAUCAUCUUCAACAUCUGUAGGGGGUGUGGUAGCUCAGAACGCACCUGGAAGUUCUAGUUCUGGUACUGCAGGAAUAGCGCAAUCCGCUGGAUCUAUGGAUCUAUCUUCCAUCUUACGCCUUUUCACUGUCGCUGGAGUCAGUGCAGUGGAGGUGGUUGUGCAUGUACCCGAAAAAAAGGCCGCUUCAGCAACAAGUGCUGGCUCAGCUACUACAACUUCUGCGAUGCCAAGUUUUGGAGAAGCAGGCCAACUAGCUUUGACAGGACCGAAUUGCCGGAUUCUAUGUCCAGGAUGCAAUUGUAACCAGGUGCUAACAUUCUCAAGGCCUGGCCAGGAAAACGGGAAUGGUGUUGUUGGUGGAGAACAAGAUGGUAGAGGGGAACAUGGAACACGACGUAGUGAAGAUUCUACAUCAUCCUCUAGUGAUAAAGCAGCUGCGAGUGGGGUUUCUAUUUCAUCUUCUGCGGAUGAAGCAUGUUGUAGUCCGUCUACUUCUAGCUCAGCUUCAAAUGCUGCAAGCAGUGGGGUUGAAUCACCACCUUCGCAAGGAAGCUCUACUUCUAGCAGCAUUUCUUCUUUUUCAUCUUCUUCCAGUACAACACCACAAUCAGUAUCUUCGUUGUCUACAGCUACAACAACGUCCAAGCUAAGUGUAGCGAGCUUGACUGGCACGACAGUUACAUGCGACAUUUGUAGUGCCGUUCAGGGUUCAAGGCCAACUCUUCGCUGCAACUCCUGCGACGUGGAUGUCUGUGCCAACUGCACUCGAGAAGCUGUCAGAAGAGCACGAGCGGUUUACAAGGACUUAGCCGCUGGCACGCCGGUGAAAAUUUUGCCCCCACCACCACCUAGAAAGAGGAGGACGACUUCGGUGUCUGUUCUGAUACCUGAAACUAGUAGCGAGAAGGAGACGAUGAAGACCACGCUGGAAAAGGAAGAUGCCAUCAACAUAGUAGGACCACAACCAGGCGUCGGAGGUGCAUCUUCAACAGGUGAACAAGAGCUUUUACCGGAUGUGGCUGACACAGCUCCUCUACUUCAAGAAAUAGCAGAGAAGGAAGCAUCGGUUACUACGCUUGAGAACAGACUCUCAAGCAUACGAAACAGCCUAAAUCACAUGAGAAGUCAGCUGUUUUCCAAUAGCGCUGGAGAAGAUCAGGAUGCAUCGAGUGGCACCGCAUUGAAAGACGGUGAAAAGAUGAAGGAGGUGGUAUCUGAGGCUGGGGCAACAGCAACACCCUCGGGGGACGCAAUCAGUGGAAGGACAGCAUCGGUCGUAACAGGGACAUCUUCAAACACUUCUUCUGACGUAGUGAGAGCGGGAGGCUCAAGUUCCUCUAAAAGCAAUAGGUCCAAAGAUGUUGAACAAGAGACACCCAGUCAUCUAAGUACCGCGACCACAUACUCAUCUUCAGCAUCUUCAUCCUCAUCUAAACCUAGUAGUGCGCGGCCAUCUGCUUCGUUUAUUCCCACAGCUCCUGCACUCUCUGACAUUUUCCCUGACGAAAUCGUGACUGGGAUAGAAGCCGUUGGCGGUGCAGUGCGGAGUGUCAUGGAUAGUGCACAAAGAGUGGCCAGCGCAGGUAGCAGUCUUGUUUUUGGAGACAUGGGAACCGGGGAAAGUGAAGAUGGGAGCGGUCGUAUUCGUAGCUCGUCUAGUGCCAGUGGUGUCCCAUCGACAGGAGGUUCCAGCUUUCUCAUAGAUGUAGUUGAGCAAGAGCAGGACGACUACGCCAUCUUCGACGAAGACGCUGAGGACGCAGCUGCUGCUGCAGGAAAGAACGGGUUGAUUUCUAGAGCAGGAUUCGCGGGAGCACUGUUUGGAGCUGGAGCUGGAGGAGAUAGCAAAAAUGACGACUCUAGUGUGUCGUCAACUACUAAUCAUGGUUCGACAUUGGUAGAAGGGGAUCACGAAGGCAUCGCUAGCACCUCUUCGACUUCAGCCUCUUCGUCCUUCGCGGAUGACGACCCUUUCUUUGGAGGGGAGGAUGAGGAUGGCGGCGUUUUCGAAGAUGAAGAGGAGAAACAGGCAAAUAAAUCUCUGUUCUCCAUGCUUACCUCAAAUACUGGAGGACCAGAACAGCAGAAGUUUAAGGUGCAGAAAAACGUGGAAAACCGGUUUCACGACGUGAUAGGGCAGGAAAUCGCAGUCGAAAAAAUGCGAGAGUUCGUCGACAUUUUACGGCACCCGAACAAGUACGAACAAGUGGGUGCAAAGGUUCCUAAAGGCGGCUUGCUUCUUGGUCCACCGGGAACGGGUAAGACGCUUCUAGCCUCAGCCGUAGCAGGCGAAUGCGGUCUGCCGUUCAUUUCGUGCCAAGCCAGUGAAUUCGUCCAAAUGUACGUUGGGGUGGGUGCUAAGAACGUGCGACAACUCUUCGCCACUGCGAGGAGGGAAGCGGAAAAAGCUGGAGGCUGUAUCAUAUUCAUCGACGAAAUCGACUCGAUUGGUCGGGACAGAUCUCGUCAAUUCACCAACGGAGAUACGGAGACUGGGAAUACGCUCAACCAGCUCUUGACAGAGAUGGACGGCUUUCAUUCGAAGGUACUUACCUUGUGCUUCUUGUACUUCGCUGUAAUAUGUCUAUGAUCUUGAUCGCUAUCCUUCUUUUUAGAAAUCUACUUCCCUGUCUGUACCCAAACCUCCACGCAACCAACCUAGGGCGAAAACAUCGUGAUUCUCGCUGCCACGAAUCGCGCUGGCACUCUAGAUCCAGCAUUGAUGCGGCCAGGUAGGCUGGAUCGUACGAUUCCUAUGCAGGCACCCAACACCCAGGAAAGAGGAAAACUCUUUUCUCACUAUCUGAAGAAAUUUGCAUGGCGGGAAGGUGACCUCAUAGCAGCUUCUUCAGCAAACUGGGCAACAGGCAGAGACCCGGAAGAGAAGGUGAAGAAUAGUAGUGGAGAAGGUCGUGGUCAUGGCGCAACCUCCACAACUACCGGCACCGGGACACGAAGUGCUUCUAGCAGUGGCACGGUGGACGAAAAGAAAAUUGAAGUUCCGACUCCGAAUACAUCGUCAAGAAGCACAACUACUUCUAGUCCUCUCGCAACCGCAUCUUCAUCCCCUUCCUCAUCCUCUAGUUCGGGAACUCCUGUCCAGUUGAGAAAGGGAACACAGGUCACUCUCACUCUUCCCAACAUGAAGACAGAAUCAAUGAAGGAAAAUCUGGACAACUUGGUUGGAACCGUGGUCGGAAAAAAACGAGAGUUGCAGGUCUGGAGGAGGAGGACAUCAAAAGCAGAGGACAGUGCGAAUACUUCUCCUAGUAGUUCUUCUCCGAGUAGUAGUUUCAAAAAAUCUUCUCCUACAACUAGUAGUAACAUAUCAACAGAAGACAUAAGUCGUGCUGCCUCCCCUAGUACUAGUAGUUCUUUUACAACUAGUUGUACCACUGACAGCAGCACGACGAGGACCACGAGUGUCAACUCCGACAAGUAUGCUGAGUCUUUAAGUCCGAGGAUGACUUCGCCUUCUGAAGACAGUCUCGUGUUGGGAAAUCAAAAGUUGGAUCACAUCAAUCCCAACUUCACAUGUACUACAUCUGGAGGAUCCUCACCUUCAUCCUCGGGCCCGUCUUCCUCACCUUCGGCUUCGUCCUCGGGUCCGUCUUCCUCUUCCGCGGGAGGACCGUCACCCUCGUCCUCACCAUCAAAGUCUUCCGCAUCCCGUCCAGCGGGGGGUAAUAUCGUCCAGCUGCGGGACCGUUUCGUGAUCAAGAUUGGCAGCAAGUACUACAUUGUGAACCAGGAGGAUGUUAGACCGGUGCCCCAAGGCUACGUUGAAAAGAUGGCAGAACGAGCUGCAAGAUUGACCACUGGCUUCACUGGCGCAACGAUAUCCAGCAUCUGCAACGAAGCAGGGAUCCUGAGUGUUAGAGAGAAACUUCUGCCAGGAGGAACACGUGGUGGAAAAGAAAGAACACGCGUUUCAUUGAGCAAGGAGGGAGAAGCAGUUGUUCUUCCUGCGACCACAGCUUCAAGUUCAAGUGCAUCUUCGACUGCGAUAUCUUCAAAAACCAAUGCAGCUGACGCAGCCUCGAGCACCAGCUCUUCUUCGAAGCAACCUGCUGCACCUGAAGGUACUAGUACAAGUACGAAGAAAGACCCUCCAGGAGCUGGAGGCUCAUCGACGUUCAGUGAAAUGCUCUUCGGACCCUCCACUUCCUCUGGAGCAUCCUCCGCAAGCACACCAUCAACUACAUCGCCAGACUCCUUCCCCUCUAGCUCUCCUGUCUCUACCACAGCCUCUAGUACCACAGCCUCUUCUACCUCCAGCGCCACUAGCACAGCAACUCCUAGCACAUCAUCAAGAGACACCUCCAGCAUGAAAAAGACAUUUCCUACGAUCACUGAGAAGCACUUGCGGAAAGCGAUGGACAUCGUCGCCGCUGGCAACGGGAAAUCGAACUUCAGGAUCUCGGAGAGUGAAAAAAGUGCCACAGCAUUUCACGAAGCGGGGCAUACUGCUGUUAAGGCCAACUCUGUAACUUUAAAGUCCUAUCCUCUUCCUCAACUUCAAAGUCCUAUCCUCAUGAUCCUUGAUGACCUCUUUUAUUUUCAAGAGCGACAACAACUACAGCAGUAGGUAUACUAUAAAAUAGCUACAACUACAGCAGUAGGUACCUACUAUACUAGGAUUAGGGUUAGCAGCUAGUUGUACAUUAACACGUAUGUAUUUUUUCACAUGGGCGGGAACGAAAAAUUAGUGUCCACCAAGGAUCAUCAUCUGGUUUUCAAGGAAGAGGGUGCGACGCACAAGCUCUAAUUCUGUGAGUUUUUUCCUAGACAAGUGUCCAGAUCCGGUUAAAGUCACAGUGCUACCAACCGAUACUGGAGCACUGGGACAUAUGAUGCCAGGAGAACCAUUGUCCGAGGUACUACAACUAUUUUUUUUCCAGACUACUUCGCUUCGUGGUAGAAGUUUCCAAAUCUAAUCAUCUGAACAAGGUCCUCCUCCGUCAGAAUCGUUCUUGCCGUUCUUGUGAGUUCCAAAUUAUCAUGAUAUUAGAUGUGAAAAUUUCAGAUCUCUCAACGACCUGCUCAAGGUCCGACAGAGUCGUGGUGAGUUCCGAAUCGUCAUGAUGUGAAAAAGAAGACGAAAACUUCAAGUUCAAAUCACCUCAGGUCCGUCAAAGUCGUGGUGAGUUAGAAGCGCAGAUUUGUGUGGCAUUAGGGGGUCGUGCUGCAGAGGAGCUUUUUACGAGUGAUAUAGCAACUGGCGCCUCCAGCGACUUGGAACGGGUGACCCAGAUCGCUAGGGAAUACGUCCACUCCUACGGUUUUGGGGAGCAUCUCAUUAGCUUCUCUUUUAUGGUGACCACUGCAGCAAUAGGCCUAGAAAUAUGUAGAUAAACUGAGUACUUCAAUUCUCGAAAGAGGAAACAUCUGAAACGAAAACAUUCUCUACUAGUACUAGAGACCAUACUCAACACUGAGCCUGAAGUUAUUGAAAACUACUUUGUUUCUCUAUGUAAAAAUAUAUGUACUAGUACGUCGCAGUUGCAGUUUGAUUCAUCGAUCUUACUUAGUUAUAGAAAUCCCACGAACCCCACCUCCCUCACUUUCAUUCUCUCCGUCUCGCAAGGAGCAAGAGGUGGCGAUUGGUCCGAACAAACUAGGCAGAGUCUGGACAAGGAGGUGAUGUCGCUGGUGUCUGACUGCUACGAGAGAACUAAAAGCUUGCUAUCUUCCAGAGAACCAGAGGUGCGGGCGUUGGUUACGGAAUUAGUCAAAGAGGAGACCCUGUAUGCAGAAGAUAUCAAGCGGAUAUUGGGACACGAAGGAGCCGGACAACGACAAGGACAGUGCUGA
Molecule: messenger RNA, 7859 nt
Organism: Amoebophrya sp. A25
Lineage: Eukaryota; Dinophyceae; Syndiniales; Amoebophryaceae
Source: the annotation of a GenBank genome assembly